AUGGGCCAGCAGUAUAUCGGAUCUGCCAUUUUGCAUCAUUUGGAGGGUUUCCAUGUACAGUCUUUUGACCUUGGAACGUUGUUGAGUGACUCGACAAGGACCCCUGAGGCUGCUAUGAUCCAGCUGUUUGUGGAGGCAAGGAGACACACCCCGAGUGUGGUGUAUUUGCCAAAUGUCGAGACUUGGUUUGCAACUAUUAGUGAUGCCGCAAAGUCCACUUUUAGGAGCAUUCUGAGAAACAUCAAUCCGACAGAGUCGGUUCUAGUACUUGGCUUGUCAGACGUUCCAUACGAUGAGCUGGAUCCUCAGCUCAAGGAUUUAUUUGGAUACUCGAGUGAAAGUUACCAGGAGUUGGUACCUGUAUCAUCCGCAGAACGGUUAAAAGAGUUUUUUCAAAUCCUCAGAUAUUACAUCUCGAGCAAGCCGACUGACUACCCAGAUCCUGACAAACGCCGAAAACGUGUGCUGGAAAAGCUGCCAGCUGCACCACCAGAGCCUGAAAAGAUUCCUACAAAGGGCGAACAGAAACAGCUGGAGAAGAAGGACAUGCAACUUAAAAAUCUUCUCAAGUUCAAACUGAGCGGACUGAUGGAUUUGUUCAAAAACCGAUACAAGAGAUUCAAAAAGCCUCCUAUCGAGGACUUUCAUCUAGUUCAUUUAUUUGAGCCUCCUCCACCAGAAUUAAACAUCCAGCCUGCUUAUGUUAAGCAGGGUGAUAAAAUUGUUGAGGUUGCUACUGGGAAGAGCUAUUAUAACAUGGAUCUAGACAUUAUUGAAGAAAGGCUUUGGAAUGGAUUCUAUUCUGAGCCCAAACAGUACUUGAAGGACAUUGAAAUGAUUAGCUCGGAUGCUGUUACUACUGGCGAUAGGGAGAGGAUAAUCAAAGCAUCAGAAAUGGUUGCCAAUGCCCAGGUGGUGAUUGAUGAGAUUGCUAUGGACACUCAGUUCAUUCAGGCCUGUAAAGAGAUGCACCAGCGAGAAAUCGCCAAACAGAAGCGAAUACUGGCAGAAAUGAGUCUCAAUGGAAGUGUCAAUGGACCUCCUUUACCUAACGGGACAGUGGCAGUUUCUACUGUUACCGAAGAGCUGCCAGCAAUACUACCGUCUGCUGGCGAGUCAGAACAAGCAACAGUGACCCAAGUGCAAUCUGAGACGGUUGUGGAAAUUGAUAUUGAGUUUAAUGGUACCACCGAAGCGAAGCUCAAGGAACAGGCUGAUGACGAUGUGGAAAUGGAAGAAGCAAACAGUAACAUAGAUUCAGCUGUUGUUGAAAACUCUGAGGACGCUGUUACGACGCUUAAAACGGAGCCAGACUCAGUUUCGAAAUCAGAUCCGACUCCAGAACCCGAGCCCGAGCCACCAGUACCAGCACCUGAGCCAGAAGAAAAGGCCGAUGUCGCGGAUCCAGUACCAGCUUCGCCAAUUCCAGAACCGGAACCAGAGCCAGAGCCAGAGCCAGAGCCAGAACUUCAACUCGAUGAAGAGCUGCUGUCUCAAUUUGAGUCACGUCUGGUCAGCGAGUGUACGAAAAACGAGCUUGUGGUAGAGCAACUGGAGCACAUUAACACAUGCCUGGUGGACACCAUUUGGAAGCACCGCACGUCGUGGGACCGUAACAGCAUCAUCGCACAUCUUCACAACAGUCUAGACGAGGUCCUCAAAGCGGUCAGUGCUACAAGGCAAUAA
Sugiyamaella lignohabitans is the source of this 1686-nucleotide messenger RNA. RefSeq names its product Yta7p (gene YTA7). Gene Ontology annotation, biological process: positive regulation of transcription by RNA polymerase II. Bases 1 to 1686 code for a protein of 561 amino acids. Gene Ontology annotation, molecular function: ATP hydrolysis activity; histone binding; chromatin binding. NCBI's taxonomy places the organism in Eukaryota, Fungi, Ascomycota, Dipodascomycetes, Dipodascales, Trichomonascaceae. The transcript has a single exon. The record is from RefSeq and is a predicted model, not a curated record. Gene Ontology annotation, cellular component: nucleus.